Messenger RNA from Caenorhabditis remanei, 1068 nucleotides. RefSeq lists its product as uncharacterized. Lineage: Eukaryota; Metazoa; Nematoda; Chromadorea; Rhabditida; Rhabditidae. The record is from RefSeq and is a predicted model, not a curated record. Gene Ontology annotation, biological process: regulation of transcription by RNA polymerase II; tissue development; hormone-mediated signaling pathway. Bases 1 to 1068 code for a protein of 355 amino acids. Gene Ontology annotation, cellular component: RNA polymerase II transcription regulator complex. Gene Ontology annotation, molecular function: nuclear receptor activity; zinc ion binding; RNA polymerase II cis-regulatory region sequence-specific DNA binding. The transcript has 9 exons.
AUGAGUCUAUAUUCGUCUAAUUGGGAGAAUCAGAGCUACUGGAUGAUGGAUUACAAUCCGAUGAUGUGGACAAGUGCUCCUCCUCAAGAGAUGAUAUGCUCAAUUUGCUCGGAUAAAGCCGAAGGAUACCAUUUCGGGGCGAUUAGCUGCGCGGCGUGCGGAGCGUUCUUCAGAAGAAGUGUCUCUGAUCAGAAGGUCUACUCGUGCUCCAAUCGACAGUGUAAUAUUGCACAUGAUCCGACGAAGCGAGGAGGCAGCUGCAGAUUCUGUCGAUUCUUGAAGUGUGUCAGUAGUGGAAUGAUGCCGCAAGACGUGAAAGCGAAACGGACUGCUUCCACUCAACAAAAUGUAACAUCUCUCUACCGAAACAUGAACCAAAGCUCCAUUCUUCUCAUCGAUCAAAUAAUUGUUUUCCGUCGGAACAUUGCUGCAGAAAGACAAAUGUUCGAUUCGAUUUCUCGGUCCACGAAUCGAACGAAUUUGAUCAUCUCGUUGCAUCAGGAGUUUGAAAUGUUGAGACGUGUCGCAUUGGGAUGUCCAUUCUUCAUCCAGAUCACUGAACAUUUUAGUAUUCCGUAUCUCGGGACGGAUAGUAAGAUUAUGAACGACCCUCUCAGUGACCUCCUCACUCUUCUUUUCGUCUUCGAAGCAUGCUUCUUGACUGGAGUCAAAGGAGGUGUUCAAUUGGACAGACUCUUUCUUCCGAACAUGCUACACGUGGAUUUGAGUGAGGUACUGUUCACCGAAUUCUUGGAGUGUGACGUUCAUGCAAGUAUGGAUCCAUACAGAAGUAUCCUGAACGCGUUCAGCUACCUCGUCCAAAUGGUCUCUCGAUCAUUCCAAUCUGCUAAUUUCGACGAGCCAAUCCUCUCGAUUCUCCUCUAUAAAUGCCUCACAGAAACCGUUCCAAUCAACUACAGACAUCGAUUCGCUGAAGUGAACAGAGAUAGUUUGUUGACGGACUUAAAUCGAGUCGACUCAACGGCCUUCCAACACACUCAAAACAUUGCCUCACUAAUUCAUCAAGGUGCUCGUGCUUACAAAGAAGCCAUCUCCAGUAUCUGGUAA